UGCAUUACUAAACACAUCUCUACGAAAAAAAAACUACAACGUGUCAAAGUCAAUUUGACAGUUCUUUUAUGUCCAAUCGCCUCCCAGUGGCAUUACACGCGUUUAAUCGUUACUCCAAUAAACGCAACGAUGUCGGGAGGAUUAGAUGUCUUAGCCCUCAACGAGGAAGAUGUCACUAAAAUGCUUGCAGCAACAACCCAUCUUGGGUCAGAAAAUGUCAACUUUCAGAUGGAAGCGUAUGUCUACAAACGCCGUGCGGAUGGUACCCACGUGAUCAAUCUGCGCCGCACAUGGGAGAAGCUCGUGUUAGCUGCUCGUGCUGUCGUUGCAAUUGAGAACCCAGCUGAUGUGUUCGUCAUCUCGUCCCGUCCAUUCGGGCAGCGCGCUGUACUCAAGUUCGCAGCGCACACUGGUGCUACACCUAUUGCUGGACGUUUUACUCCUGGUGCCUUCACCAAUCAGAUCCAAGCUGCCUUCAGGGAGCCACGUCUGCUGAUUGUGCUGGAUCCUGCUCAGGACCACCAACCUAUCACCGAGGCCUCCUAUGUCAACAUUCCAGUCAUUGCUUUCUGUAACACUGACUCACCACUCAGAUUUGUUGACAUUGCCAUCCCAUGCAACACCAAGUCAUCACACUCGAUCGGUUUAAUGUGGUGGCUUUUGGCCCGUGAAGUUCUGCGUCUGCGUGGCGUGCUCCCACGUGAUCAGCGUUGGGAUGUUGUAGUGGACCUGUUCUUCUACCGUGAUCCUGAAGAAAGCGAAAAGGAGGAACAACAGGCUAAGGAACAGGCUGUUGUUGCGGCCAAGCCUGAAGUACCACCUCCAGUGCAUGAGGACUGGAAUGAGACAGUUGAGCCUGUGGUUUCCUGGGCUGAGGAAUCUGCACCCGCCGCUGCUCCCGCAUUCGGAGUAGCUGCAGUACAGGAAGACUGGGUUGCUCAGGUACAAGACGAGUGGGGCGCGAGUGGCGCUCCGCCCGCGGCCACGCCCGCAGCAGCUCCCGCAGCCGCCGCCACACCGUCGUGGGGAGGAUCCGCACAGGACUGGACCGCCUCAUAAUAGACAACAUCUGUUGCGCUAAAUAUAUUUGAAAACUA
Molecule: messenger RNA, 1097 nt
Organism: Papilio machaon (common yellow swallowtail)
Lineage: Eukaryota; Metazoa; Arthropoda; Insecta; Lepidoptera; Papilionidae
Gene: sta
Product: 40S ribosomal protein SA
Exons: 7
Coding region: 130-1059 (309 amino acids)
Biological process (GO): cytoplasmic translation; ribosomal small subunit assembly
Cellular component (GO): ribosome; cytosolic small ribosomal subunit; 90S preribosome
Molecular function (GO): structural constituent of ribosome
Source: RefSeq, a predicted model, not a curated record